AUGGAGAAGCCGACGCCUUUUAUCAACUCGUCGAUGCUGCCACAGUAUCGCGGGCAGAUUGUGCGCAUUGUAGGAAAGGUCAACAAGGUGAGUGGGACCACCCUCCUCCUCCAAACCUCCGAUCUGGGACAUGUAGAGGUUCAGCUGAACAGGGAUACCGAGCUCUCUUCAGCCCAGUACGUAGAGGUCAUUGGAAAAGUGGCCGAUUCGGGAGAGGUGUUGAGGGAAUUUGCUAGUGUGGAUGUUGGAGAUGGGGUUGAUAUGAAUCUGGUGGAACGGGUAGUGGAAAUCUCAGCAAAGGUCCCACAGCUCUUCACAGGCGAGGCAUAG
This is a messenger RNA of Microstroma glucosiphilum, 330 nucleotides long. RefSeq names its product replication factor A protein 3. The transcript is spliced from 3 exons. Lineage: Eukaryota; Fungi; Basidiomycota; Exobasidiomycetes; Microstromatales; Microstromataceae. Bases 1 to 330 code for a protein of 109 amino acids. The record is from RefSeq and is a predicted model, not a curated record. Gene Ontology annotation, molecular function: damaged DNA binding; single-stranded DNA binding. Gene Ontology annotation, biological process: DNA replication; double-strand break repair via homologous recombination; base-excision repair. Gene Ontology annotation, cellular component: DNA replication factor A complex; site of double-strand break; nucleus.